Molecule: messenger RNA, 549 nt
Organism: Quercus lobata
Lineage: Eukaryota; Viridiplantae; Streptophyta; Magnoliopsida; Fagales; Fagaceae
Exons: 1
Coding region: 1-549 (182 amino acids)
Molecular function (GO): nucleic acid binding; RNA-DNA hybrid ribonuclease activity
Source: RefSeq, a predicted model, not a curated record
AUGGAGUUCUUCGAGGUUCACCAGCGACCUCCGAACGCAGUGCACAAUGUUCCUCAUGUCAAGUGGUCACCGCCAGCAGAGGGUGGAUACAAAGCUAAUUUUGAUGCGGCUUUUUUUGAGAGUAGUGAGCUUGCUGGAAUUGGGGUGGUGGUUCGGGACAAUUCUGGUAAUGUCAUGGGAGCGUUGAGUCAAAAAAUCUCUAGACCCCAGUCCGUGGAGCAUGCUGAAGCCCUUGCCGCCUGUAGAGCUGUGAUCUUGGUGAAAGAAUUAUUGCUCUCCCAAGCGUGUUUUGAAGGUGAUUGCCAACGGGUCAUUCAAGCCAUCAAUGCAGGUGGUCCCAACCGUACUCUGUUUGGCCAUAUUAUUGAAGAGAUUUGCAAUUUCAGCUCAUCUUUAGCAAGUUGUUCCUUUGUUCAUGUACGUAGAGAGGGUAAUAAAUUGGCACAUGCCCUAGCUAGAAGAGCAGUUUUAUCUGCAGACACUGAUGUAUGGGUAGAAGAGCUACCCAAUGACUUGGAUGAUGUAUUCCGCUUUGAUUUAGUUCAAUAA